AUGAAGAACGUCGUUUCCAUUCUCGCCCUCGCGUCCAGCGUAGUGGCAACGGGCUUCAACAAAGCACCGCCAUUCUCUUGCCCAAGCAACACGGACAACAAGUGUACCGACAAGCAGAAGCCCGGGUUCAACUUUGGCGACCUCAACAUCGGCCCUGUCUUCCAGUACAACGACUUCACCUUCAAGAACUUCCAAUGCGGGGCCUCGUCCGGAAAGCGCUUUGAGCCCCGGACCUCGUCCAAGUUUAUCGGCGGCACAUGCCACUCGGACAAGGCCUCGUCACCAUCGUUCGGCUGCGGAGCUUCCGUCGACAAGUUCUCCCUCGGCUCUAUCCACGUGAAGCCCGAGUUUGACUGUGACCUCGAGUUCCACUACGACAUGCCUGACGGCUCGACCUGCAAGCACCGUAACCCGUGUAGUAAGUCCGGCACCACUGUCGUCAACUCGCAGUGCGGCGGCGCCAAGAACGUCACCAUCGUCUACCCCCCUCAGCCCAACAAGCCCAAGCCCAGCUGCAGCGUCCAGGUUCCCACCGUGUCUUUCGACUGUAGCACAGCUUCUAGCACCAAGCCUGCUACCACCAAGCCUGCCACCACUACCGCACCCGGCACCACUACCCCUGGCACCACUGCUCCUGGCACCACAGCUCCCGGUACUACUAGCACCACAGCCCCCAGCACUACCGCCCCUAGCACUACUGCUCCCGGCACUACCAGCACAACGGCCGCCGGGACCACCAGCACUGCUCCUGUUGGAGUCAGCAGCAACUCUCCUGUCACGGCCAGCUCCAGCGCACCCGCUGUCGUGUCUUCGUCCAGCACUGUCACCACCACCUUUGUUACCCAGAGCACGUCAACAGUCUUCACUACUUCGACCCAGACCAUCACCAGCUGCGCACCUACUAUCCCCAACUGCCCGGCCAACUCGGUUGUCACCACCGUGGUUACUGUUGCUGUUUCUACGACAGUAUGCCCCGUCACCCUGACCCAGACCAGCGUUCUUACCACAUCAUCUGCGCCUGUCGUUGUUGAUACUACCUCAUCUGCGCCCGUCGUUGUCGGCACGACUUCGUCUGCACCCGUUGUUGUUGGUACUACUUCAUCGGCGCCCGUUGUUGUCGGCACGACCUCGUCUGCCCCUGUUGAUGUUGGCACGACAUCAGUGGCACCCGUUGGCGGCACGACCUCGUCUGCCUCUGUUGAUGUUGGCACAACUUCGACUACCGUCAUUGGCACCACGAGCGCUGCCACUUCUGUUGCCCCCGUGGAGACGCUCCCUUGCCCCGACGUUGUACCGUCCUGCCUGAGCACCUUCAUGUUCAGCGUUGGCUGCUCUGACAACUCGGACUCGAGAUGCUACUGCCCCGACGAGAUCUUCGUCAAGAACAUCUUCAACUGCAUCUACGCACACGGGGCUACAGAUCAAAUCGUGUCCGAGGCAGUCAUCUUCUUCCAGGGUAUCUGCGCCCAGUAUGUCCCAACCAACCCUGCCAUCGCCACUGGUGCCACCGUGACCACAUAUAUCACUGUCAGCGCUACGCCGACCGCGGUUGCCCCCGUGUAUACGACAAUCACCGUGGACCAGACCGUCGUCGUGCCCUGCACUGACUCGGCAGGCGUCACUAUCCCAAGCUCCAGCACCACGGUCACUAUCAGCACCACCCUCUCGGUGCCCCAGGUCGGCUUCAGCACCGGCACUGCCGGCUCGGUUGGCCUCAUCCCUGUGACAACCCCGCCUGCUGUUGCCAGCAGUGUGCCAGGUCUUGUGACGGCGCCAGCCACUGGCGUGAUAACCGCUGGCCCCGUCGGCACUGGCAGCUUCCGCCCCUCUGCCACGCAACCAGGCUUCGUGACCGCCGGCAGCGGCCGUGUCAACGCCGGGCUCAGCCUUGCGCUUGGCAUGACAUUGCUGGCCAUCCUCGGCCUCUAA
Molecule: messenger RNA, 1929 nt
Organism: Lasiosphaeria miniovina
Lineage: Eukaryota; Fungi; Ascomycota; Sordariomycetes; Sordariales; Lasiosphaeriaceae
Exons: 2
Coding region: 1-1929 (642 amino acids)
Source: RefSeq, a predicted model, not a curated record